Molecule: messenger RNA, 1917 nt
Organism: Polychytrium aggregatum
Lineage: Eukaryota; Fungi; Chytridiomycota; Chytridiomycetes; Polychytriales
Exons: 4
Coding region: 160-1818 (552 amino acids)
Biological process (GO): regulation of transcription by RNA polymerase II
Cellular component (GO): nucleus
Molecular function (GO): DNA-binding transcription factor activity, RNA polymerase II-specific; RNA polymerase II transcription regulatory region sequence-specific DNA binding
Source: RefSeq, a predicted model, not a curated record
GCUCUGUUGUCCACCUCGGCCUAUUUUAGCCCAGCCAGUGUCCUCGGGCCUCACUCGCUCUCAUCCUCGAUCUCCCCAGGCCGACUUCUUUGUUCGUCCGAUCCCAUCCUGUCUUCUCCGACCCCCCAUCAUCGGUCUUGCACUCCUGUCGCCGCUAACAUGAUCACCCCCGCCGUUAAUCCACGAGACAAACAACCUGUGGGCUCUCCAGCCGUGGCCUUCACCCCUGCCAUCAAUCCCAUGUCCUCGACUCUCUCGCCGGCUUACACCCCAAACAUGGCCUCACGCCCAACCCCCAUGCUCGCCUACGAGCUCGAGCGCCUCAACUUCAACAGCCCGGCUCUGCCACCCACUGUGAACCUCGAGGAGACCUUUGAUCCGCGCGACCAGGCCAGCUCCACCAUGGCCGCUCUCGGUCUUCCCGGCUCGUUCAACUCCCAGUUCGUUGGGCAUCCAUCGGCCUUCAGCUCGAUGGCUGCGUUGGAGUCGCCGCUAUACCCCUUCGUGCAGAGCCCCGCUGUCGUGCAAGCGCCGCCCAUAGGCACUCCAUAUUCGACUAUGAAUGUCCCGUUUCCUCACUUCUCGCCGGCACUGCCGCCCGCCGAUCACUCGCUCCUCAACCCCUCGACCGACCUGCAAGCAUCGCUGCUCCACAGCCCCCAUAUCCUGCUCAGUCCCUCGGCCGGCACCUCGUAUUUGCAGCCGAGCCCAUAUCUGCAGCCAGCUGCAGCUGCGGCUGCGACCUUGUCGGCCCCAGAGACUCUGGCCUCGACCUUUACCCUGCCACAGGACCCGAGUUUUGCCCAGUCCAACUUUUUCGACGCCCUUGACGACCCGCUGCUCAUGCCAGGGCCAGCCCAAUUUGUCAGCCAGCCUCAGGACGACCUCGACUUGCAGGCCUUUCAACAGCAGCCACUGCAGCUCCAACAACCACAACAACAGCAGUUCCAGCAGCAGCAGCAGCAGCAGUUCCACAUUCAAGAGCAGCUCCACUUCCCACAGUCGCAAUUCUAUGGCGUCGGCACCCUCCAGUCGCUGCCUCAGAUCAUCGCCACCAUGCCCGACGAUGCCAAUUCUGCGAUCAUGUUCACUCCACGAAUCAGCGUGCUGUCACCGGACCUGUCUGCAAUCAGCCCGCACAUUUCGAUGAUGAACCAACAGCUCCCGCUCACUAUUACGUCGCAGACGCCGCUGAGUGUGCUGUCGCCUGCCCUGCUUUCCGUCAUCCAUACGCCGAUCCAGCCCUCUCCCAUCGACUCUGAAUGGUCGUAUGCGGGCUCCAGCGCCUCACCGUCCCUGCUGGUCUCUGAAGAGCUCGAUGCCGGCUUUGAUUCAACGGAGCUGGGUGAUGAGGAACUCGAUUCGCCUUUGCUUGAAGAUGGCGCUGCGUCUGCAACCACAACAAAGGCCAAGCGACACGCAUGCACCUAUCCCGGCUGUAACAAAUCCUUCACCAGGAUGAACAACCUGAAGAGCCACAUCGACGGUGCUCACGAACAUGUCCGCAAGUAUACGUGCCCUGGAUGCAACACAUCCUUUGUUCGCCAACAGGACAUGGCGCGACACCGGAAGCAAAACUGCCGGCAGCUCCGCCAGUCCAGCACGGUUGCUGCUGCUGCUGCCGGAGGAUCGUCGCCAAUAGCGCGCUAUGUGUGCGAGGACUGCGGCCGCAGGUUUUGUCGACAGGACGCUGUCCCACGCCACAAGAGAAAAAACUGCCCACGCCUCAAAGAACACCGUGCCGAUGCGCCGGCGCAGGACGACGAUCAGUCUAUCGACCAUCUGGUCAACCAUCCCACCGACUACCUCCAGCAGUAGUCACAUGCUGACUCGAUCGGUCGCUGCACUUGUCCUCUUUGGCUGUCACACACAUCAGUUUAUUUCAUAUAUGGUUACAUGGCUCGUUUCUUUCGGACU